UUGAUUCCGAGGAAGAAAAUACCAAUACUCCCAUACGACGCCUGACGGACUCUUUUAAUUAAUCGUUUCUACAGAUCUCUCUCACACACACACAGAGACGAGAUCGUCGUCAUCUUCCCCUUUUUCUCUCUCUUAACUCUCUCUCUUCAAAUUCGAUCCUUGUUCUUCAAGCUCGUUCGCAAUCGGAUCACAACCGACUCAAUGGAUAAUGAAGCUGGAUGUUGUUCUACCCAGCUGAUCGAUGGAGAUGGUACUUUCAAUGUUGCUGGGCUUGCGAGUUUUUUGAAAGGGGUAAAGCUGGCAGAGUGUGGGCUUUCAUAUGCCGUAGUCUCCAUCAUGGGCCCACAAAGUAGUGGGAAAAGUACACUAUUGAAUAAUUUAUUUGGAACCAACUUCAGGGAGAUGGAUGCAUUUAGAGGAAGGUCUCAGACAACCAAAGGUAUUUGGUUAGCAAAUUGUGCCGGCAUUGAGCCUUGCACUAUAGUAAUGGAUUUGGAGGGUACUGAUGGUAGAGAAAGAGGAGAGGACGAUACUGCUUUCGAAAAACAAAGUGCUCUCUUUGCCCUGGCUGUUUCCGAUGUAGUGCUUAUAAACAUGUGGUGCCAUGACAUAGGACGUGAGCAGGCAGCAAACAAACCUCUAUUGAAGACUGUGUUUCAAGUAAUGAUGCGAUUAUUUAGCCCCCGAAAAACAACUCUGAUGUUUGUGAUUCGUGAUAAGACAAGGACACCCCUUGAAAAUCUCGAACCGGUUCUGCGAGAAGAUAUUCAAAAGAUAUGGGAUUCGGUUCCUAAGCCACAAGCACAUAAAGAUACUCCUCUAAGUGAAUUUUUCAAUGUUGAAGUUGUUGCUCUUUCUAGUUACGAAGAGAAGGAAGAACUAUUUAAAGAACAGGUUGCUAAUUUGAGGCAGCGAUUCUACCAUUCUAUAGCUCCUGGUGGGCUUGCUGGAGAUCGCCGUGGAGUGGUGCCUGCUUCAGGAUUUUCUUUCAGUGCACAACAGAUAUGGCAAGUUAUUAAGGAGAACAGAGACCUUGACCUUCCCGCGCACAAAGUCAUGGUGGCUACAGUUCGCUGUGAAGAAAUUGCCAAUGAAAGGUAUAGCGACUUUACCCAAAACCAGGAUUGGCUUCAGCUGGAGGAGGCCUCACAAUCUGGCCCUGUCGCAGGAUUUGGAAAGAAGCUCAGUUCAAUUAUUGGGAACUGCUUAUCUGAAUAUGACUCAGAGGUUGUAUAUUUUGAUGAGGGUGUCAGAACUUCUAAGAGGAAGCAUCUAGAAGAUAAAUUACUGCAACUUGUUCAACCGGCUUUCCACUCCAUUAUGGGACAUUUACGGUCUGGAACAGUGGAUAAGUUUAAGGAGGCAUUUGACAAAGCUUUAAAUAGCGGGGAAGGGUUUUCUGCUGCUUCCCACAAAUGCAAAGAGACCUUUAUGAAACUGUUUGAUGAAGGAUGUGAUGAUGCUGUGAUUGAACAAGCACACUGGGAUACUUCUAAAAUGAGCUCCAAGCUUGUCCGUGAUUUAGAUGAAUAUGUUGCUUCUGUUCGUGCUACCAAGUUGGCUGAACUUACUUCCAAUUAUGAGGCAAAAUUAAACGAGGCUCUUGCAGGCCCUGUUGAGGCACUUUUGGAUGGUGCAAAUGAUGAGACCUGGCCAUCAAUUAGAAAACUUCUUCGACGCGAGACUCAGUCAGCAGUUUCUGGCUUUGCUAAUGAUCUGUCUAGUUUUGACUUGGAUGAGGUAACCAGAGACAAAAUGUUAGCAAGGCUAGAGGAUUAUGCAAGAGGUGUGGUUGAGGGGAAAGCCAAGGAAGAAGCAGGAAAGAUCUUGAUCCGCAUGAAGGAUAGAUUCACGAUGUUGUUUAGCCAUGACUCUGACUCAAUGCCUCGUGUUUGGACUGGAAAGGAGGAUAUAAAAUCAAUUACAAAACUUGCUCGUUCUGCGUCUCUUAAACUGCUCUCUGUUCUGGCUGCAAUUCGGUUGGAUGUUGAAUCUGAUGAUAUAGACAGAACAUUAGUUCUUGCUUUAGUUGAGAAAAGUAGUACUAGUGACAGGAGUCUGACCAUCUCCGAUCCGCUAGCAUCAAGCAGCUGGGAGAAGGUUCCAUCUUCGAAGACAUUAAUUACUCCUGUUCAGUGUAAACAAUUGUGGAGGCAAUUUCAGAUGGAGACAGAAUAUACUGUUACUCAGGCCAUUGCUGCUCAGGAGGCCAGUAGGCGUAGCAACAACUGGUUGCCACCUCCAUGGGCAAUUGCUGCCAUGCUCAUUUUAGGUUUUAAUGAAUUCAUGACACUUUUAAGAAAUCCACUUUAUCUUCUCGUCCUCUUUGUUGGCUUUCUAGUAAGCAAAGCAUUAUGGGUGCAGAUGGAUGUAACAAAUGAAUUCCGUCAUGGCUUUCUUCCUGGAUUCCUUUCGUUGUCAACCAGAAUUUUACCGACUGUAAUGAACAUGCUUAGAAACUUAGCUGAGCAAGGAAACAGACCAGCAACUGGUGGUGCUCAGACAAACCCACCCCUAGCAGCUAACAGCUUCAGAGGUGAUGUCAAUUCUGAUGGUGUUUCGUCAACAGGUUCUUCCCAUGUGACAACAAAUGAAAACGGAACAGAGUGUUCAAGUUCUUCAAAGGAGGAUUAGUUUGGAGGAGUUGGUUAAAAGACUGUGAUUUACCCCUAUAAGUUGUGCUGCUUCUUCAAUCUUCAUUGAGAGACGCAGAUGUGUACUUUGCCAUAUAAGCCAACUGUUAUAGCGAGCGAGCUACAUGAAAUAUGAAACAUGGAAGGAUGAUUGAUUUGAUUAAAGGCAUCGAUUUUUGUCUACAUGCCACAUGCACAGGUCUUCGGUCUCUUAUAGAAUAUAGUUUUCUGUUUCCUUGUUGUUCUGUCUUCCUCCUCUCGUGUGUACGUUGCGGGUCUGUGAGAUGAUGAUCCUGUCUGAUUUGUGGCCAAGGGUUUUUGGUUGUUGUCUGAAAUGGUUGUCUCAGUUAGCUCGUCAUUUUUGUAAAAGUUCCAUAGUAUCUGCAAAUGAAACUUUCUUGCCUAAUAGUUGAGAAUGUUUUGAUCGAUUAUAUGAGUGAACUGAUUAAUUGGAUUUACAUUGAUAUCA
Messenger RNA from Spinacia oleracea (spinach), 3102 nucleotides. Its product is annotated as protein ROOT HAIR DEFECTIVE 3. Bases 202 to 2634 code for a protein of 810 amino acids. The transcript has 23 exons. Lineage: Eukaryota; Viridiplantae; Streptophyta; Magnoliopsida; Caryophyllales; Amaranthaceae. The record is from RefSeq and is a predicted model, not a curated record. Gene Ontology annotation, biological process: endoplasmic reticulum membrane fusion. Gene Ontology annotation, molecular function: GTPase activity; GTP binding. Gene Ontology annotation, cellular component: endoplasmic reticulum.